AUAUAAAUUCACUAAUCAGUAUGUACAAAUUAGUGAAAUUGCAAUUAAAAAUUCAUAUAAUAGAAUAAUUAAGAGUCAACUUUCACCGCCUGGUGUAAUUGCAAAUUUUUUCCUGAAUGUUGUGCUAUAUGCUGUAGAGAAAAAUUUGUUCUAAAAAUGGAAACAAGUCCUUUAGAUUACGUAGCUCAGGCUUGCAUGGAUUUAACAGAGGCUCUGGAAGCAGCACCAAAUGAAGCUGAAAAGGAUACAAUAAUAAUAAACCACAUAAAAAAAGUCUGGACUGUAGUUCCACCUAUUGACGACUUUAAAAAAAAUUUGGAAUGGGUUAAUGUUGCGGAGCCAAUUUUUUUAGCACAGCAUUGUCAGGAUAAAGUGGUUGUUUUAGACUUUUGGACAUAUUGUUGUAUUAAUUGUUACCAUGUUUUACCAGAUCUUGCAUAUCUGGAGAAACAGUAUAAAGUUGAAAAUGGUCUUGUGGUUAUUGGUGUGCAUUGUGCAAAGUUUGAAAAUGAAAAAGUAUCAUAUAAUAUACUGUCAGCUGUUCAGAGAUAUCACAUACACCAUCCAGUAGUAAAUGAUUCAGAAAGUUGUAUGUGGGAUGCACUGGGAAUAAGGUGUUGGCCUACUCUACUGGUUUUGGGGCCAGGUAACAAACCCAUUUUUAUCUUCACUGGUGAGGGUCAUAGAGAUGAACUUGUGUCCUAUGUUGGAGCUGCAAUACGCCAUUUUGGAAUCAGAAUAUCAACAGCAUUAUUACCCGUUGCACCAGCUAAACAUAUAAAAUCGAAAGCAGAUAGCAUCCUGUAUUUUCCUAGUAAGUUAGCUCUUAAUCCAUUUUAUCGUGGCCGCGGUGAUGAGCCAUUCCUCGCUAUAUCUGAUACUGGCCACCAUCGAAUUGUGCUGACUGACUGUACAGGCAUUAUUUUACGAGUAAUCGGGGGUUCCGGACAAGGAUUCAAGGAUGGCAAACUUAUAGAAGCACAGUUUGAUUCACCGCAAGGCCUGUGUUGGCUCUCAAGCUCAGUUCUAUUAGUAUGUGAUACAAACAACCAUGCUAUAAGAGCAGUGCAUCUUGACGAAGGUACUGUGGAAGUACUGGCUGGCACGGGAGAACAGGCAGCGACGGGUGAUCAAGGUGGCAAAUGUCUUGGGCUGCAAGCGCUAUCCUCCCCCUGGGACAUACUGCUCUAUUCGACUCCCGAUAUGGACAUGUCGGUGCGUCCCGCGCCCCCCGCUGCCCCCACUCCCCCCGCACCCCCGGGACAACCCUCCGCCCCCGCAGCAACUACUGCUCCCCUCGCCCCGCCACCGCCGGAAGAUAAGGACGCGGGUAAAGAUAAAGACAAAAAGGACGAGAAACGACGCGUGCUCCUGAUAGCUUGUGCCGGUUCUCAUCAAAUAUGGGCACUUUUCUUGGACAAUACAAUAUGGUGGAAAUACAAAACAUAUACUGAAGGCACAUGCGUGCGCAUCGCGGGUUCGGGCGCAGAAGCGGCGCGUAACAGUGCGUAUCCGAAUACUGCUGCGUUUGCACAACCUUCCGGACUUACACUUAGAAAUGGGGCUAGUCCUGAAAUAUUCAUAGCGGAUUCGGAAAGCUCAUCCAUCCGAAGGCUGGCGUUAACCACGGGACACGUGUCUACUUUGUGUGGAGGAGAUAGGAAUCCCUUGAAUCUAUUCGCAUUCGGAGAUGUAGACGACAUCGGCGUUGAAGCGAAACUGCAGCAUCCUUUAGGCGUCGCGUAUUGCGAGUCAAACAAAACAUUAUACGUAGCAGAUACAUAUAACCACAAAAUUAAGAAAGUCGACAUUGGACCGCAAAAAGUAUCAACCAUAUUGCCUACCAUGAUAGAAACAACAGACCCCGCUAAGUUUUGCGAACCAUCCGGCCUCUCCGUCAGUUUGGACGGGAAAUAUCUAUACAUUGCCGAUACAAACAACCACAGCAUUAAAAUACUCAAUCUAGCGAAAAAUGUGUGCCAAGAAUUCAAAGUGCGCGUCCCAGACCCGAAAUUCGUGGAACCAGAGAACUUGAUUCUAUAUAAAAACGACUUAUUCAUUAAUAGAAAAGGGGGUAAUCUGAUAAUUUAUUUCAAUGUCAAUUUGGACACUGAAAUAAAAAACGUAAAAUUUUCGACGGGCGCCCCACAAAAUUGGAAUGUGUGCAUUCGCGAUGAUGAUAAUAAGGACGUCACACUAGACGACUUCGAAUUCGUAGGUUGUCCGCAUAAAGGCAAUAAAUUACCCGGUCGAGUGGAAAUGAAACUUAGAGCUCGUACAGAUAAGACUCAUUAUCGCUUGUACCUCAGUUUUAAUACAGCCCUGUGCGAAGGAAGCGUUUGUUUCUCGCAUUCUUUCACAAUUCGAUCCACUAUUUUAGUAAGGGAUUCCGUCAAAAUGAUUGAAUCUUAUAAAAUUACAUGCAAAGUGAAUCCAAUCAACAGACAGGAUUUUAAGUUAGAACAAAGUAAAGCAUAAUUUGUUCGGUUGAACAUUAAAAUUGUUAUAAAAAUAGAUAUAAAGCUUCAACUUGUUUAAAAAUAUACUAUGUGGUUGCUAUGGAUUUAAAAAGCACACAAUAAUAAUUUAUAUAUGUAUGAUAUUAUUUUUUUAUAAUAAAUAACAAUGGUUAACUAAUAUGUAACUAUUAAUUUGAAUUAAACAUACUAACUCUUAUGAUAAACAACUAUAAGCUUUAAAAUGUUACAAAUCGUUUUUAUUUUCUUAUUCGUUGCUUUGUUUAAGUAGACUUAAUUUCUAAGAGACACGUACCUACAUUGAGGAUGUACUAAUAAAAAAUAAUUUUACAAA
Messenger RNA from Colias croceus (clouded yellow), 2811 nucleotides. Its product is annotated as NHL repeat-containing protein 2. NCBI's taxonomy places the organism in Eukaryota, Metazoa, Arthropoda, Insecta, Lepidoptera, Pieridae. The record is from RefSeq and is a predicted model, not a curated record. The coding region runs from base 157 to 2478 and encodes 773 amino acids. Gene Ontology annotation, molecular function: protein binding. The transcript has 11 exons.